CGGAAAUUGUGAAUUGACGUCAGAUCCGUGCAAUCCAUCACCAACCUUUCUCCACAUGUGGAAUCAUGUCGAAGGCCAGCAAACAAAAGCGAGCGAAAAGACUUUUCCGAGGAAAACAAAAGGGCAACGAUGGACAACAGACUGAUGCUCAAGGAGGGAAAAUAAAUUCAGAGCUGUCCAUUGCACGCCAUCUCAAAGAGUAUGGAAAACCAGAAGAAGUCCGGAAGAAAAGGCUUCAGGAGCUCCAAGAAAAGCAGAGGUUGUCAAGAGAACGGGAGCUGAUGAAGAGGAGAAGUCUGGACAGUUUUCAGAGAGAUAUUCUUCAGCGACAAAGAGAGUUUGAGCAGAGGGAAACUGAGAUGCGGAGUUUAGAGAAGCAUGUCCAUUUUGAAAAUGAGAAUUCAAGAAAGGCGUACUACAGGGAAUUCAAAAAGGUGGUUGAGGCCUCUGAUGUGAUUCUGGAGGUUCUGGAUGCCCGUGACCCUCUUGGCUGCCGUUGUCCUCAGGUGGAGCAGGCUGUUAUUCAAAGCGGCGCUGACAAGAAAAUAGUCCUAGUGCUUAACAAGAUUGACCUGGUGUCCAAGGAGAUUGUGGAGAAAUGGAUCAAGUAUCUUCGCAAUGAAUUUCCCACUGUGGCUUUCAAAGCCUCAACGCAGCAACAGAACAAGAAUUUGAAGCGAAGCAAUGUACCGGUUACCCAGGCCACCGCUGAGCUCCUGUGUAGCAGUGCCUGUGUGGGCGCGGAAUGCCUGAUGAAACUAUUGGGGAACUACUGCCGCAACCUAGACAUUAAGACAGCCAUCACUGUUGGUGUGGUUGGGUUUCCCAAUGUUGGAAAGAGCAGUCUGAUAAACAGUUUGAAGCGGGCACGUGCAUGCAAUAUUGGAGCCACUCCUGGCGUAACCAAGUGCCUUCAGGAAAUACACUUGGACAAGCACAUCAAGCUUUUAGAUUGUCCUGGCAUUGUCAUGGCAACCUCGACAACUGACGCGGCCAUGAUCCUUCGGAAUUGUGUAAAGAUUGAGCAGCUUGUAGACACUCUACCUCCAAUCGAAGCCAUCUUAAGACGCUGCAAUAAGACACAGAUCAUGGAACACUAUGGUGUUCCAGACUUCCACACAGCUCUAGAGUUUCUGGCUUUGUUGGCACGGCGACAGGGCAAGUUGAGGAAGGGAGGAGUGCCUGAUAAUGACAAGGCGGCAAAGAGUGUCCUAAUGGACUGGACAGGGGGUAGGAUCAGCUACUUUACACACCCCCCGGAGACGCACACUCUUCCCACUCAUGUCAGUGCUGAGAUUGUGGCAGAGAUGGGCAAAGCUUUCGACUGGGAGGAACUAGAGAAGGGAAACCAGGAAGUGCUAGCUGUGUCGUCUUGCACUGAUGUCCAAAUGGGUUUCUGCAUGGCAACUGCUGGGAUGACUCAGGGUGGUCAAGAAGAACCACCUUGUGACCUGGAAAUGGAAGGUGGAGCUUUGGAUGAAGUUGAGUCCAAGGAUGAAACUGAAUCCAUGGAUGAUGAUCAGGACCCUGAGUUUGGACCUAUGACUGUGGAGAUGAAAGCGCCAAGGGCAAAGAGUGGUGGUUCAGUUGAUGCUGCUGCCCCCAGGACCCUCGAUUUAAAGGAUAUCUUGAAUGUAGACCCUCUUCAGCAGGGCCAAGCACUCAUGGCUGCUGGGAAGAAGAGGAAGAAGCAACAGAAAAGAGCUGACAAAAUUGCUACCAAACUCUCAGACAGCCUGACGACGGCAAUGAACUUUGCAUUUUCUGAUGGAUGAAAAAUAAAAGUUAAUCUAAGA
Molecule: messenger RNA, 1796 nt
Organism: Coregonus clupeaformis (lake whitefish)
Lineage: Eukaryota; Metazoa; Chordata; Actinopteri; Salmoniformes; Salmonidae
Product: guanine nucleotide-binding protein-like 3-like protein
Exons: 15
Coding region: 66-1775 (569 amino acids)
Cellular component (GO): nucleolus
Molecular function (GO): GTP binding
Source: RefSeq, a predicted model, not a curated record